This is a messenger RNA of Chrysochloris asiatica (Cape golden mole), 588 nucleotides long. Its product is annotated as SPOC domain-containing protein 1-like. The annotation marks the transcript as partial. Lineage: Eukaryota; Metazoa; Chordata; Mammalia; Afrosoricida; Chrysochloridae. The transcript is spliced from 2 exons. The record is from RefSeq and is a predicted model, not a curated record.
AUGUUCCAGGAGGAAGUUGCAGAAGGUUCCAGAACAGAAGACCCUGUUCUCAGUCCUCGAGGCGGCUCUGGGCCUUUCCAGGAGGAUGUGGAAGGAGUCUAUUCCAUGCCAGUUCUGGUGCUGGAUGGGCUAUGUGGAGCAGGUCAUGGGAAAUAUGCCCUCACGAAAGAAACACAUGCAGGUAUUAGCUCCCAGCCUGUGGGUGGGUUGGGCUUCCUCGCUGAGAAAUGUGACUAUCUGCCUGCCGCAGGAGAUGGCAUUCAGCCAGGAAGCCCAUGUGACCCUGUUGGGCCCCCGCUGCUCAGUGGAAGGGAGGCCCUGAGGCCAGCUCCAGAGGAUCCUCCACAGAGCCCCACGCUGUACCUGAGAAUGUCUGCAGAGACGUCUAUAACGUGGCCAGAAGUGGAGCACCUCAUGGGGACUAACAGCGAUGACCGCCCUACCACUUCACACAGCCAGGAAGAGCUGGAGGUCAAGGCUCAGGCAAGGUCCUGGGAAAGGUGGAAGCAAAAACUCCCUGCCCCUAGUGACACCCACACCAGCUCUCUGGAGCCUGUGGCCAAUCUCAGCACCUCCCUGAAACCUGGA